Suhomyces tanzawaensis NRRL Y-17324 is the source of this 1275-nucleotide messenger RNA. It is a transcript of the gene CPA1, whose product is annotated as carbamoyl-phosphate synthase (glutamine-hydrolyzing). The transcript has a single exon. Gene Ontology annotation, cellular component: cytoplasm; carbamoyl-phosphate synthase complex. The record is from RefSeq and is a predicted model, not a curated record. The coding region runs from base 1 to 1275 and encodes 424 amino acids. NCBI's taxonomy places the organism in Eukaryota, Fungi, Ascomycota, Pichiomycetes, Serinales, Debaryomycetaceae. Gene Ontology annotation, molecular function: carbamoyl-phosphate synthase (glutamine-hydrolyzing) activity. Gene Ontology annotation, biological process: L-glutamine metabolic process; L-arginine biosynthetic process; 'de novo' pyrimidine nucleobase biosynthetic process.
AUGUUGUCGUUACGUCUUCCACAGCUUAGCAAGCGUUUCUUGGCUACUGCUUCCAAGGGCUUCACUAACAAAACCUCACAGUUAGAUCGGGCCACUUUGACCAUCAAAAACGGUCCUGUGUUCAACGGUUAUUCUUUUGGUGCCGACAAAAAUGUCAGUGGUGAGGCUGUUUUCACCACCUCUUUGGUAGGAUACCCUGAGUCCAUGACUGAUCCCUCUUACAAGGGACAGAUCUUGUGCUUCACUCAACCAUUGAUCGGUAACUACGGUGUGCCUUCUUCUACUAAGAAGGACGAGUUCAACUUGUUGAAGUACAUGGAGAGCCCAACCGUGCAAUGUAUUGGUAUUGUUGUCGCUGACGCUGCAUUGGAGUACUCCCACUGGACUGCUGUCGAGUCUUUGCAACAAUGGUGUCAAAGAUCCGGAGUUGCUGCCAUAUCCGGAGUUGACACCAGACAGUUGGUCUCAUACCUCAGAGACAAGGGUUCUUCUUUGGCCAAGAUCACCAUUGGUGAGGAAUACGAUGCUGAUGAGGAUGCUGCCUUCGAAGAUCCUGGCUCCGUCAACUUGGUCCACAAGGUAACCACCAAGGCUCCUUUCCACAUCGCAUGUCCUCCAGAGCACUCCAAGGGUAUCCAUAUUGCCGUGUUGGACUGUGGAGCCAAGGAAAACAUCUUGAGAUGUUUGGUUGAAAGAGGUGCCUCUUUGACCGUCUUCCCAUACAACUAUCCUAUUCACAAGAUAGCCAACAAGUUCGAUGGUUUGUUCAUCUCCAACGGUCCUGGAGACCCAACCCACUGUUCUGCAACCACCGAAAACUUGAAGGCCACCAUGGACCAACACCACGAGUUGCCAAUCUUUGGUAUCUGUUUGGGUCACCAGUUGUUGGCCUUGGCCAGUGGAGGAAAGACCGUCAAGAUGAAGUACGGUAACAGAGCCCACAACAUCCCAGCCCUUGACUUGAAAUCAGGUAAGUGCCACAUCACAUCCCAGAACCACGGAUACGCCGUGGAUGAGACCAGUUUGAACAGUGACUGGGAGCCAUUUUUCACCAACUUGAAUGACUUGAGUAACGAAGGUAUGAUCCACAAGCACAAGCCUAUUUUCUCUACACAAUUCCAUCCUGAGGCCAAGGGUGGCCCAUUGGAUACCGCCUUCUUGUUUGACAAGUUCUUCAAGAACAUCGAAGUGUACAAGGCCACCAAUGGGUUGAACUUGGGUGCCAUCGACAACAGUUUGUUGGUUGAUAUCUUGCCCAAGGAGAGAGUGAUUUAG